Messenger RNA from Trichoderma atroviride IMI 206040, 1149 nucleotides. RefSeq lists its product as uncharacterized. The record is from RefSeq and is a predicted model, not a curated record. NCBI's taxonomy places the organism in Eukaryota, Fungi, Ascomycota, Sordariomycetes, Hypocreales, Hypocreaceae.
AUGUCGUCAGUUACGUUUCGUCCCAGUGCUACUCUUGAACCAGAAGAUCACCACACAACAGAACUCUCUUCUCCGCCGCCAAUCGAAUCGCCAAGCGAUGGAUAUGGCAGUUCUCCCCCCAGCAACGAGACCAUUCGCUCGAUACUACGCGCCCCUUCUCCAUCCAACCAGUACCCCCUAUCUCGCCAAGUGCAGAAUCUAGAGCGGAGAGAGCGUGAGGCGCAACGCAAGUGCAGCCGCCUGGAAGAAAAGUGUCGCGAGCUUAGCCUGGCCUUGGAACGCAUGACGAAGGAAAGAGAUGAAGACAAGACGAGUCUCGAGCAGAGAUGCCAGCUUGCAGAGGCAAAGUCGAUUUCGGUGGAAGCAGAGCUGAAGAAACAGUACGACUUGUGCGUAGCAAAUUACGAAGCCUCUGAAGCAGAGCAGAAACUUGCCAUGAGCAAUCUCAACAGCCAGUUCGACAGGGAAAGAAAAAAAGUUGAGCAGUUGUGCGAAAAGAACCUGACUCUGCAAAACGAAAACGUCAAUCUCACCAUUGAGCUCGCCGCCAUGUCCGAUAAAUACGCGUCCUCGGAAAUGAUGCUGGAGGAAAAAACUCACGAGUCUCAUCUAUAUCGCUGCGCCUACAGCACAGUCUUCAAAUGCAGCAUUUCCGUCAAGGAGAAAUGUACCAUCCGAGAUGUUCUCGUGGGCGUCAUUGGUCGUAUGCGCGAUGAGAAACGGAGACAACGUGAAAGACGGGCAAACCAAGAUCAGAAUGAAGACGACGAAGCACAAACUGAGCAUUCUGCACAGGAAUCUUCUUUAUUCGUAUCUUCAAGCGUCGACGCCGCAGUUGAAGUGGAAGAUUCAAGCCUGGGCUUGUCAAACCCAUCUUCUAGGCGGAAAAGGCCAGUGAAGAACCUGGUUGAGGACGAGGUCUCUGGCGAAAUUUUAGAGGAUACAUCUCUGCUCGAGCUCCGCAGGAAGAGGGCUGCUGAAGCAGAAGAUUCGAGCUUGGGUUUGUCAAGCCCAUCUUCUAGGCGGAAAAGGAUACUGAAGAACCAGGAUGAGGACCAGUCCUCUGGCGAGGAUUCAGAGGACAUACCUCUGCUCGAGCUCCGCAGGAAGAGGGCUAAAAAGUUCGACCACGAUAUCGAGAUCCUGUGA